AUGGUCAGCACGGAUGUCGACACGACGAAGCAGCAGGCUGCUUGCUGCCUGGCUCCCAACCCCGGCAAGGCCACGAUCCUGGCCCUGGGCCACGCCUUCCCGCAGCAGCUCGUCAUGCAGGACUACUUCGUCGACGGCUUCAUGAGGAACACCCACUGCGACGACCCCGUGAUCAGGGAGAAGCUCAACAGGCUCUGCAAGACGACGACGGUGAAGACGCGGUACGUGGUGAUGUCGGACGAGAUCCUGAAGAGCUGCCCGGAGCUGGCGCAGGAAGGGUCGCCGACGAUGAAGCAGCGCAUGGACAUCUCCAACAAGGCGGUGACGCAGAUGGCCACGGAGGCGUCGCUGGCGUGCAUCGAAGCGUGGGGCGGCGACCUGUCCGCGAUCACCCACCUCGUCUACGUCUCCUCCAGCGAGGCGCGGUUCCCGGGCGGCGACCUGCACCUGGCGCGCGCGCUCGGGCUCAGCCCGGACGUCCGACGCGUCAUGCUGGCCUUCACCGGCUGCUCCGGCGGCGUGGCGGGGCUCCGCGUCGCCAAGGGCCUCGCCGAGAGCUCCGGCCCGGGCUCGCGCGUCCUGCUCGCGACAUCCGAGACCACCAUCGCGGGGUUCCGCCCACCCAGCCCCGACCGCCCCUACGACCUCGUCGGGGUGGCGCUCUUCGGGGACGGCGCGGGGGCGGCCAUCGUCGGCACCGACCCGGCUCCCCUGGAGCGACCGCUCUUCGAGCUCCACUCGGCGCUGCAGCGGUUCCUGCCCGACACCGAGAAGACCAUCGACGGGCGGCUCACGGAGGAGGGCAUCAAGUUCCAGCUGGGCCGCGAGCUGCCCCACAUCAUCGAGGCGCACGUGGAGAGCUUCUGCCAGAAGCUGAUGAAGGAGCGGGAGGGCGACCACCACGACCAGCCGCUGAGCUACGACGACAUGUUCUGGGCGGUGCACCCCGGGGGGCCGGCGAUCCUGACCAAGAUGGAGGGGCGGCUGGGGCUGGACGGCGGGAAGCUGCGCGCGAGCCGGAGCGCGCUCCGGGACUUCGGGAACGCGAGCAGCAACACCAUCGUGUACGUGCUGGAGAACAUGGUGGAGGAGAGCAGCCGGAGGAAGGAGGAGGAGUGCGAAUGGGGCCUCAUCCUGGCGUUCGGGCCGGGGAUCACCUUCGAGGGGAUCUUGGCAAGGAACCUCCAAGCGCGCGCUGCCAACUGA
Lolium rigidum is the source of this 1206-nucleotide messenger RNA. RefSeq names its product type III polyketide synthase B-like. Gene Ontology annotation, molecular function: acyltransferase activity, transferring groups other than amino-acyl groups. Bases 1 to 1206 code for a protein of 401 amino acids. The record is from RefSeq and is a predicted model, not a curated record. The transcript is spliced from 2 exons. Lineage: Eukaryota; Viridiplantae; Streptophyta; Magnoliopsida; Poales; Poaceae. Gene Ontology annotation, biological process: polyketide biosynthetic process.